UUGCACAGGCUCCAUACACCGAACAACAGCCGCAACGCAGCCAACCAAGCAUUCGGCUCGCACCGGCUCCAUACAACCAACAACAACAGUCACACAGUCAACCAAGCAUUCGUCUCGCACAGGUUCCAUACAACCAACAACAACAGUCACACAUUCAACCAAGCAUUCUUCUCGCACAGGCUCCAUACAACCAACAACAACAGUAACAGUCAACCAAGCAUUCGUCUCGCACAGGCUCCAUACAACCAACAACAACAGUCACACAUUCAACCAAGCAUUCGUCUUGCAGGCUCCAUACAACUAACAACAACAGUCACAGUCAACCAAGCAUUCGUCUCGCGCAGGCUACAUACAACCAACAACAACAGUCACGCAGUCAACCAAGCAUUCGUCUCGCACAGGCUGCAUACAACCAACAACAACAGUCACAGUCAACCAAGCAUUCUUCUCGCACAGGCUGCAUACAACCAACAACAACAGUCACAGUCAACCAAGCAUUCGUCUCGCACAGGCUGCAUACAACCAACAACAACAGUCACAGUCAACCAAGCAUUCAUCUCGCACAGGCUCCAUACAACCAACAACAAUAGUCACAGUCAACCAAGCAUUCGUCUCGCACAGGCUGCAUACAACCAACAACAACAGUCACAGUCAACAAAGCAUUCGACUCGCACAGGCUCAAUACAAACAACAACAAAAGUCACAGUCAACCAAGCAUUCAUCUCGCACAGGCUCCAUACAACCAACAACAACAGUCACAGUCAAGCAAGCAUUCGUCUCGCACAGGCUGCAUACAACCAACACCAACAGUCACAAUCAAUCAAGCAUUCGUCUCGCACAGGCUGCAUACAACCAACAACAACAGUCACAGUCAACCAAGCAUUCAUCUCGCACAGGCUCCAUACAACCAACAACACAGAACGCAAUCGUCCAAGGUAUAACACAACAACAGUCACGCAGUCAACCAAGCAUUCGUUUUGCACAGGCUACAUACAAACAAAAAUAACAGUCACAAUCAACCAAGCAUUCGUCUCGCACAGGCUGCAUACAACCAACAACAACAGUCACAGUCAACCAAGCAUUCGUCUCGCACAGGCUACAUACAACCAACAACAACAGUCACAGUCAACCAAGCAUUCAUCUCGCACAGGCUCCAUACAACCAACAACACAGUCAACCAAGCAAUCGUCUCGCACAAGCUACAUACAACCAACAACAACAGUCACGCAGUCAACCAAGCAUUCGUUUCGCACAGGCUACAUACAAACAAAAAUAACAGUCACAAUCAACCAAGCAUUCGUCUCGCACAGGCUGCAUACAACCAACAACAACAGUACACAGUCAACCAAGCAAUCGUCUCGCACAGGCUACAUACAACCAACAACAACAGUCACACAUUCAACCAAGCAUUCGUCUUGCACAGGCUCCAUACAACCAACAACAACAGUCACAGUCAACCAAGCAUUCGUCUCGCACAGGCUGCAUACAACCAACAACAACAGUCACAGUCAACCAAGCAUUCGUCUCGCACAGGCUGCAUACAACCAACAACAACAGUCACAGUCAACCAAGCAUUCGUCUCGCACAGGCUGCAUACAACCAACAACAACAGUGACAGUCAACCAAGCAUUCAUCUCGCACAGGCUCCAUACAACUAACAACAAUAGUCACAGUCAACCAAGCAUUCGUCUCGCACAGGCUGCAUACAACCAACAACAACAGUCACGCAGUCAACCAAGCAUUCGUCUCGCACAGGCUACAUACAACCAACAACAACAGUCACGCUGUCAACCAAGCAUUCGUCUCGCACAGGCUCCAUACAACCAACAACAAUACUCAUACAGCCAAACAAGCAUUCUUCUCGCACCAGUUUCAUAUAAUAAGUCAUGCAGUCAACCAAUGUGUCUACCUACAAAACGUCCAACAUAA
Parnassius apollo (apollo) is the source of this 1929-nucleotide messenger RNA. NCBI's taxonomy places the organism in Eukaryota, Metazoa, Arthropoda, Insecta, Lepidoptera, Papilionidae. The record is from the annotation of a GenBank genome assembly.